UCCGCAUCUCCGCUUUGCCGUCAGAGCAGCCCCAGCCUCCCACUCGGGCUCAACUCCUCUCUUCUCUGCACCAGAAAGGAGCAGUCUCAUCUCUCCUUCUCUUUUAUAUCUUUGCUCGCUCUCUGUCAGUUAGUGUGUGUGUUCAGAAUGAGGUUAGCAGCACCAGUAGCACCAGCAGCAGCGGCAGCAGCAGCAGUAGAUAGAAACAGCAGAGGCACAGUUACUGCAGUAACCAGGAGAGGCUGUCCUUCAGCUGUGCACCAUCUACUGCUGCAUUCACCCCUGCCCUGAGAACACAGCGCUCAUUCCUGUGCUCUCUUUCCAACUGCUCCUCCCUCACUUCUCCGAAUUCAUCUCUUGAAUUUGUUCCCCUUCUCUCUUUCUCUUUCUCUGUAACAGUGAUGGGGAGGACCACCAUGUAGAAGCAGAGAGGCAACGGAGGCAAGAAAGGAAUAGCAGCAAUGGGAAGCUACACAUGGAGUGGGUCUGGACCGCAGCCGUGGUGAGCCUGAGAGCUACAGGACUUGAAACCACUAUCAUUGCCCUUCUCAGGACCUAACCACUGGGGCUGUCCAGUGCUUACCUGGAUGCUUCCCACUUGUGAUUUGUCAUCUUGAUCCCCCCUCCCCACCCCCCUGCUUCGUUGCUGUCUUUCCCCCACUCCUGUUUCUUCUCUUGGAUGAUUUUUGGUCUGUGUGUCCUGAAGCCGAGGCUACUCAUCAAUUCACCCUUACGGAUUUUUUCCCCCCAUCUUUUUUUUUUUUUCCUAAUCACCUUCUUUACCCACAAGAGAUACUGCUUUUUGUCAGUGUUGGCUGCUUCUAAACAAAUUUGGAUUCUUUUUUAAUGAGUCUUAGCUCUGGUGUGGAAUCCUUUGUUCAAUAAGCAAUAACAAACCCAAAUCUAACUGAUUUGACUAGCUGACAUCAUGGGGGACAUGUCAAAUAGCGAUUUCUAUGCCAAGAACCAAAGAAAUGAGGGCAGCCAUGCAGCGGGCUUUGGCUGCACGGUCAUGGAGCUGCGCUCGUUGAUGGAGCUGCGUGGCGCGGAGGCUAAGCACAAGCUCCAGGAGGACUACGGAGAAGUAGAGGGACUGUGUAAAAGAUUGAAAACAUCGCCUACUGAAGGUCUUGCUGGUGUCCAAACCGACUUGGACAAAAGAAAAGAAAUAUUUGGUAAAAACUUGAUACCUCCAAAAAAGCCAAAAACCUUUCUACAGCUAGUAUGGGAGGCGCUACAGGACGUUACUCUAAUAAUCCUCGAGAUUGCUGCCAUCAUCUCACUGGGCCUCUCCUUCUACCACCCUCCUGGAGAGAGCAGCGGACAGGUGUGUGGUGCAGCGGCGGGUGGAGUGGAGGAUGAAGGCGAGUCAGAGGCCGGCUGGAUCGAGGGUGCAGCCAUCCUCUUGUCUGUAGUGUGUGUAGUUCUAGUGACUGCGUUCAAUGACUGGUCCAAAGAGAAGCAGUUCCGUGGACUCCAGAGCAGAAUUGAGCAAGAGCAAAAAUUCCAGGUGGUCCGAGGCAGCCAGGUCAUACAGCUGCCCGUGGCUGACAUUGUAGUAGGGGACAUCGCACAGAUCAAAUAUGGUGAUCUUCUCCCGGCUGAUGGAGUGUUGAUUCAGGGCAAUGACCUGAAAAUUGAUGAAUCGUCACUGACCGGAGAGUCCGACCAUGUCAAAAAGUCUACAGACAAAGAUCCCAUGUUGUUGUCUGGUACACAUGUCAUGGAGGGGUCAGGACGCAUGGUGGUGACUGCGGUUGGUGUGAACUCCCAGACCGGUAUCAUCUUUACUUUACUGGGGGCCAGCACAGAAGAAGAGGAAAAGAAAGAAAAGAAAGAAGGGGCAGUGGAAGAUGGACAUCAGAAUACAGACUGCUCCCAUCCCCCUAUCCACCCCAUUGCAACUAUUGCCACGGAUGGGGCUGCAGGCAUUAAUGCCCCUGGCAGUGCCAGCCUAAUUAAUGGUAAAAUGCAGGAUGGCAAUUUGGAGAACAACCAGAUAAAAGUUAAGAAACAGGAUGGAGCAGCUGCCAUGGAAAUGCAGCCCUUAAAGAGUGCUGAAGGCGGAGAGGCCGACGAAAAAGAGAAGAAGAAAGUGUCAGCUCCAAAGAAAGAGAAGUCUGUGCUGCAAGGGAAGCUGACCAAACUGGCUGUCCAGAUUGGCAAAGCAGGUUUGAUCAUGUCAGCUAUUACAGUCAUCAUCUUGGUCCUGUAUUUCUGCAUUGACAACUUUGUGAUGAACAAGCGUCCCUGGAAGCAAGAGUGUACUCCUAUCUACGUCCAGUACUUUGUGAAAUUCUUUAUCAUCGGUGUGACGGUGUUGGUGGUGGCCGUACCAGAGGGCCUUCCGCUGGCUGUGACUAUCUCACUGGCGUACUCUGUAAAAAAAAUGAUGAAGGACAACAACCUUGUGCGUCACCUAGAUGCCUGUGAAACAAUGGGCAAUGCCACAGCCAUCUGCUCUGACAAGACGGGUACCCUAACCACCAACCGCAUGACUGCUGUGCAGUGCUACGUUGGCGAUGUGCACUACAAGAAGAUUCCAGAUCCUGGAGUGUUACCACCCAAAUCACUGGACUUACUUUACUAUGCCAUCUCCCUUAACAGCGCCUACACCUCAAAGAUACUGCCUCCAGAUAAGGACGGAAGUCUUCCGAAGCAGGUUGGAAACAAAACAGAGUGUGGUCUGCUGGGAUUGGUCCUGGAACUGAAGAGGGAUUACCAGACGAUCCGGAACCAGAUCCCAGAGGAAAAGCUGUACAAAGUCUAUACCUUCAACUCAGUCAGGAAGUCCAUGAGCACCGUCAUCAAACUUCCUGAUGGGAGUUUCCGCAUGUACAGCAAAGGAGCAUCUGAGAUUAUCCUCAAAAAAUGCAAUCAAAUUCUGAAUGAAGUUGGGGAACCACGAGCUUUCCGUCCACGAGACAAAGAUGAGAUGGUUAAGAAGGUCAUUGAGCCAAUGGCCUGUGAUGGUCUAAGAACAAUCUGUGUGGCGUAUCGUGACUUUCCCCGUAAUCCAGAGCCCAACUGGGAUGAUGAGAACAACAUCCUUAAUGACCUAACAGCUAUCUGUAUUGUGGGAAUAGAGGAUCCUGUCAGACCAGAGGUGCCCGACGCCAUUCAGAAGUGUCAGCGUGCAGGCAUCACUGUACGCAUGGUAACAGGGGAUAACAUCAACACGGCCAGGGCCAUAGCCAUCAAGUGUGGGAUCAUCCAUCCAGGAGAGGACUUUCUCUGCAUAGAUGGGAAAGAGUUCAACAGAAGGAUCCGCAAUGAGAAAGGAGAGGUGGAACAAGAGCGUAUUGACAAGGUCUGGCCCAAACUCAGAGUACUCGCCAGAUCAUCGCCAACUGACAAACACACUCUUGUCAAAGGCAUUAUUGACAGCACUAUGGUGGAUCAGAGACAGGUUGUGGCUGUGACAGGGGACGGAACCAAUGAUGGACCUGCUCUGAAAAAAGCAGAUGUUGGGUUUGCCAUGGGUAUAGCCGGUACGGAUGUGGCCAAGGAGGCCUCGGAUAUCAUCCUCACUGACGAUAACUUCAGCAGUAUUGUGAAAGCAGUCAUGUGGGGCCGAAAUGUUUACGACAGUAUUUCCAAGUUUCUUCAGUUCCAGCUCACUGUCAAUGUUGUGGCUGUUAUAGUAGCGUUCACUGGUGCCUGCAUCACACAGGACUCGCCUCUCAAAGCGGUGCAGAUGUUGUGGGUAAAUCUCAUCAUGGAUACGUUUGCAUCUCUGGCCCUGGCGACAGAGCCCCCCACAGAGUCUUUGCUGAGAAGGAAGCCAUACGGUCGUAACAAGCCUCUGAUCUCCAGCACUAUGACCAAGAACAUCUUAGGACACGCAGUCUAUCAGCUCGUCCUCAUCUUCACGCUCCUUUUUGUUGGUGAGCAGAUGUUUGACAUUGAUAGUGGCCGUAAUGCUCCCCUCCAUGCUCCUCCAUCUGAGCACUACACCAUCAUCUUCAACACCUUUGUCAUGAUGCAGCUGUUUAAUGAAAUAAACGCCCGCAAGAUACACGGAGAAAGGAAUGUGUUUGAUGGUAUCUUCGGGAACCCCAUCUUCUGCUCCAUUGUUUUGGGUACAUUUGUUGUGCAGGUUAUAAUCGUGCAGUUUGGAGGGAAGCCAUUCAGCUGCCACCCUCUGAGUUUGGAACAGUGGAUGUGGUGUGUUUUUAUCGGACUGGGAGAGCUUGUCUGGGGACAGGUGAUAGCCUCCAUACCGAACAGCAAGUUGCGGUUCCUGCGUCGAGCAGGUCAGUUAACUCAGAAGGACGAGUUACCCGAGGAGGACGUGAGUGAAGAGAAUCAAGAGAUUGACCACGCUGAAAGGGAGCUGAGGAGAGGACAAAUCCUGUGGUUCAGAGGUCUAAACCGCAUUCAAACUCAGAUUGAAGUAGUCAACACCUUCAAGAGUGGCACCUCCUUUCAGGGGGCAGGAGCUCUGAGACGCCAGUCAUCCACCACCAGCCAGACGCAGGAUAUCCGAGUUGUGAACGCAUUCCGUAGCUCCCUUUAUGAAGGCCUGGAAAAACCUGACUCCAGAUCAUCCAUACACAACUUCAUGACACACCCAGAGUUUAGGAUAGACGACUCCACACCUAGUAUUCCCCUCAUUGAUGACACGGACGACGACUCCGCACGGAGGAGGGGGAUAUACUCCAGUCAGCCUUCGUCUCCCAACAAGAACAACAACGCCAUUGACAGUGGUAUCAACCUCACCAUCGACACGAGUAAAUCUGCUGCUUCCUCUAGCCCCGCCAGUCCUCUGCACAGCUUGGAGACCAGCCUCUAACCCAGAUCCAAAACUAAGCUCCAACCUUUUAAGUAAUUCCCCUGCGGCCCAAGGCCUCCUUCUCCUGCUUGCCUAGACUUGUAACUGUUAACGUUUACUCCUCACCCCCACCCACCUCCAAAGCACCAUUCAUCUCUUGAGGAAGGUUUGCUCCUUUGGAAAUAACAUUCAUCUCCCUCCUGUAACCUUAAGCUUGUCUACUCCUCUGUGAAAAAAAAUGAAGCAAUUCCCAUUGAAAUGGCAAGUUUAAACAAAUAACAACAAAACAAAAACCUAACAUACAAUCCAUACAGCUCAAUUAAGCCACAGAACCUACACAGCCAUCCUGCUUUUGUGGUUGCAUGUUUAUGGUGGCAGCCUUGGUGGUGUGUAAGACUUGAAUGCUUGUACUGGUUAGCAUGUACUGUAUAAAGGUGCGGUUGGCUGCACCUUUGUAUGAACUGUGUCUUCUGUGGCACCAGGAGGGAGGACAAUGAGGAGGGUCAACCACAAAACAGACUCUAUGCUCUCCCUAAACUCCUCUUCAGUAAUAACAUUGUUAAUACAAAUACAGUAAUAGUUUCAUUUAAAUUGAAAACUGUUGUUAUUAUUCUAACUCUGAUUCUCAUUAUUAUUGCUACUAUUCUUAUUGCUCCUGCAUGAAUGUACAUUAACCCAAGUUUAUUUUAAAAGAAAGUUUUAUUUUCUUGGAAGUAAUUUUGUGCUGACUUGCUGGGUCUCACUGCGGACUACUAGAAAAAAAAAACCAACAGCUUCUCUGAGUUCCCCGGCCUGCAAAGUUCCCUUUCUGUGUGGCAUGAACAUACUGGACUCUAAGAAAAAACAAUUUCUAUCAUCCAUAAACAAAAACGUAUGUGGGGGUGGUAGGGCCAAACUUGCACAGUGGAUUUGCACCUGUUGAGAAGGAAGAACGCAUACUUAAAAAAAAGAUGAUAGCAUUUAUGGGAUAUAUUAUAUACAUAUAAAUUCAUAAAAGUAUAUUUAGAGAGAGUCUAUCUUUGUUGGCAUGUUGCCUUGUUUCUGCUUCAAUGACUCCAAUUACUUUGACUUAUUUAUGUCUUAAACAGAAUGUAAUUGUUUACAACCUCGUAGAGAUACACUUCCUGGUUUCUAAUGGAAUGGGGGUGAAGUUGGAGCUCAGAUUUGUGUUGAUGUAUUAUUACAGCGACUAUGUGUUGGAAAUUGCCUGCUAUAUUGUCAAACAAUGUAGAUAUUUUUAGAGGGUUAACAGCAGUCUUAGUAUCUUAGAAUUCUGAGUUCACCUUGGAAUCUCAUUAUUACUCUGAACGAUUGUUGGGAUCAGACAGGAGCGACUCGCCUUUGUUUUUUCUUACUUGAGGCCUCCUUUUUGUCAAAGAGGAGGGUAUUUGCUUCUUUGCUCACUUCUCUAUCUUCUUUUAAAGCAGUUUUGUUUUUGCUGUGCUUCAGCUCUGACCUGGGGUCAGUGUUUGAGUAAAAGGUUUUUAUCAGGUCUGUCAUUUAGGUAAACCUGCUUGUUCUAAGGACUUGAUGUUUUAAAGAUAUCUGUGACCUUUCGAAAGCUGCAGUUGAGCUUUGUUAGAAAUCCAAGUUCGAUUUGGCUUACUUGUAUCACAAGAGAAGCAGACAUCUUUGUUCAAAACUUGCAAUAUAUCUUUGUUUUUUCUAUUUAUUUUGAUUUAAAGACAUUUGUUUCCAUCUAAACACACACAGCCCCACUAAGCUGUUGGCAUUUUUCAAACAUAUGGGGAGAAAAAAACACCAAAAGACAAAAAAAAGAAAAAAAAAAGAAAGAAAACCCUAAACAAAUUACUACAAUGGAAUGUUGCUUUGACUCUUUUCUAUAUGUAUACAUACAAAAGGAGAUUUUCUGCACUAUCUGGUUAUGAAUGAAAACUUCUGUGGUGUAACUCUAGAUGUGCUUUUGUGUGUUUUAACCAAGCUUGUCUUCCUGCCGUAAACAGAAUCUACAGUACUCUAGCAUCUCCGCUGUACUCACUAGUUGUAAUCUAUUUAUUGUACUUUGAGCAGCCAGACAUUACCAGAGAGAAUUUACAUGCGGAAGGCACAUUUACACAUCUUAUUGCACUCAGAGGGCAAGGCCACUAAACUAGCCUCUACGAUUGUUACUAUAACUAACUGAAGUCAGUGGCGAGCAUGAUGUGAUGAAGUAGGCUCAUUAUGCAAUUUGAAAAAAAAAAACUAUCCUGUAGACAGAAUAAGCAAUCAUUUAUACAAGCAGUUCUACCUUCUUCUUUCUUUCUUUGUCCUUUUUUACACUCCUCUUCUGCCAUUGCACAGUUGAUCUGUCCACAAGCUUUACAAGUCAGCUCAGGCAUGUCAAAAACGUAACCAUCCGAAUAAAACCUGUCUUAUUUAAGUUGGAGAACAAAUCGCAUUGGAUUCUGAUAUUUACUUCAGAAGCUGUUAAUUGAUUUAUUUUGUUCUUUCCAAUGUGACAAUUUGUUUAUUUGAUUAAAAAACCUGACAGUUUGUUUUAUUUGUCUGUAAAGAUUUAAAAGAAAAAAUCCUGAAAUAAAAAAUGAAGACUAUAGUUUAUUUCAGUAUAAAAAUAAAUAACACCUACAUUCUCAAACCACUUUCACAUUGCAGAGGAUAUUCAGCUUUAAGAAGAUGCAGUGAUAAUUUCUGUAAACAAAAUAAAGGUGUCCACUGAGGACGGAAUCUUUCCCACCUGGACCGCGGUGAAAAUUUUAACUCCUCUUUAACGACUUCAUGCACCACAGUCAACCUGAAGACAUGUCUGCGCUUCUGUCAAAAACAUCAAGAUUCCAUCCAAAUCAUGAAACUCAUUGUACCAAUCAGUCUUUAUGUUAAUGAUGACGGCAGGGGAAGAUGAUAUCAAUGAAGCUUUUUUGCAAUAUACUCUCACCUGCCUCGAUGGACUGUAUUUAGCAGCAUGUCGUUUGUGGAACAAAAAAAAAGAGAAAUGCUAACAGAUAGCUUUUCUGGCAUAUUUAGCCAUCUAUGGGUAAGUGAAUUGGGUGUUCAUCUUUAUUUUAUGAUCUAUUUUUUUCAUCUAUACAAUAAUUGUAAAUAAAGAACUCAAUGUCUUUGUUCA
Molecule: messenger RNA, 7856 nt
Organism: Nothobranchius furzeri (turquoise killifish)
Lineage: Eukaryota; Metazoa; Chordata; Actinopteri; Cyprinodontiformes; Nothobranchiidae
Gene: atp2b2
Product: ATPase plasma membrane Ca2+ transporting 2
Biological process (GO): regulation of cytosolic calcium ion concentration; calcium ion transmembrane transport
Cellular component (GO): intracellular membrane-bounded organelle; plasma membrane; postsynaptic density membrane
Molecular function (GO): PDZ domain binding; P-type calcium transporter activity; ATP binding
Source: RefSeq, a predicted model, not a curated record